Botrytis byssoidea is the source of this 606-nucleotide messenger RNA. RefSeq lists its product as uncharacterized. The transcript is spliced from 2 exons. Bases 1 to 606 code for a protein of 201 amino acids. Lineage: Eukaryota; Fungi; Ascomycota; Leotiomycetes; Helotiales; Sclerotiniaceae. The record is from RefSeq and is a predicted model, not a curated record.
AUGUCCCCUCAUGUUACAAUUCCAAUCCCAUUAACAUCAUCUUCACAAACACAAAUCGUACCCAGAAUAAAAAACGACGACCAGUUACCUGAUAAAGCUGCAUUAAGAACUCUAUCUUCUUUUAUCAAAACUUAUCGAAAUCAAUCUACUACUUCCAUACCAAUACCACAAGAAACACAAUCUCACACUCCACAACCUUCACCUCUCUCACAAAUCCACACACUACCACAAACACCCACCACAAGAACACCACCAAACCAAGACCUAAAUCUUAAAAUGGCCCACACAACCACAACCGUCACCACCAAGCCCUCCCUCCUCUCCCGUCUCCGCGGCGCCAAAACCCACCGUCGCACCUACGAAAACACCACCACCCACAGCACCCACCACCGCAAGCAACGCACAUGGGGUAACCGUCGUCGCGCAGGCGCCACCGCACAGCCUGUCCACCACCACCACCGCAAGCCCAGCGUCGGUGACAAGAUCAGCGGUGCCCUUUUGAAAUUGAGAGGAAGUUUGACCAGGAGACCCGGCUUGAAGGCAGCCGGAACCCGCAGAAUGAGAGGAACUGAUGGAAAGGGUAGUCAUCACACUGUUGUAUACUAA